This is a messenger RNA of Sturnus vulgaris (Common starling), 529 nucleotides long. The record is from RefSeq and is a predicted model, not a curated record. NCBI's taxonomy places the organism in Eukaryota, Metazoa, Chordata, Aves, Passeriformes, Sturnidae.
AUGUUGGGCCUCAACUUCUUAGCUAAUAACUGCAUGAAAUUCAUUGACCAGCUCUCAUGGGAAAAUUUACCUCUUACAUCCCUAAAGGUGUCCAAGGGAGUUGUUGGUAUCAAAGGAGAGAAGGGGUGCCCUGCAGAGGCAUAUAGCCAAGAGUAUGGUGCAAAAGGUGAUCCUGGACUACCAGGAAUGCCUGGUCUCCAGGGUGCUCCGGGUGCUCAAGGAUAUCCUGGGGAACUUGGACCACAGGGCCCUCCAGGACCUUUGGGCAUGCCAGGGAAACCAGGACCUCCUGGACCUAAGGGUCUUAUGGGACUGAAAGUAAUAGGAGCCAAGGGAAGAAAGGGUGACACUGGAUUAACUGGACCCCCUGGGCCCCCAGGAACUGUUAUUGUGACAUUAAGUGGACCAGACAACGUGACGGUAGUAAAACUGUUAAACAUCAUGUUCAGAUAACCCAUCUGACUAGGUUUUACUUUGAGAGGACGUUUUCAUCUUCACUGCUCUGAUAACAUUUCCUUUUACCCAUCCU